AGCGCUGUUGAUUUGCUUCAGCUUCAAAACAUCGCCUCUGCCAAGAAAUUAGAAAGGAAGGUUGCUGGCAGUGAGGAGGGAAGAGAGUGAUCUGGUGAUGGACUAUUGUAAAUCGCCUCUGAUAGAUUCUUCCUAGACCGCAAUGAGUCAGCCACCGACGGGGGGCGCUGCCCCUGCCACAGCCGCAGCUUCUGCCGCCACAGCUGCCACUGAGGCUCGCCUGCACCCGGAGGGCAGCAGCAGAAAGCAGCAGCGUGCUCAGUCACCCGCUAGACCGAGGGACAAUUCGGCGCGACAGACCACCGCGGCCACCCGGUCCCCGGUAGGGGCUGGCACUAAACUCAAUUCUAUUCGACAGCAGCAGCUGCAGCAGCAGCAGCAGCAGGGCAACAAGACCGGGAGCCGCACGGCGCCUCCGGCCAGCGCCCGAGGAAGCGGAGGAGGGGCGGAGAAGGCCGCGCCCCUGGCGCCCAAGGGGGCCGUGCCGGGAGCUGUCCAGUCCUUGGCUGGUGCUGAAGCGGCCCCCGUGGCGACCCUGGCCCCGGUGGGUGUCAGGAGACCUGGCGCGUCGGCGGAGCCGCCCCGGGAGCUAGAGCCCGCGUCCUCUAAACUCGGGGAACCCCCUCCGCUUGGAGAAGGAGGAGGAGGAGGGGGUGGGGAAGGAGGAGGAGCCGGCAGCGGCUCUGGGGAAAGGGAGGGGGGCGCUCCGCAGCCGCCGCCGCCGCCGCCGCCGCCGCCGCCCAGGGGCUGGCGAGGGAAAAGCGUACGCGCUCAGCCGAGGGGCGGCAGUGGCGCGGAGGGGGCCUCCACCUCGCCAUCCACCUCCUCUGCGGGCAAAACCCCAGGCUCCGGCAGCAGAAACUCCGGGAUUGGCGUUGUGGGGCCUGGCAGCGGUGGCGGAGGGAGCUACUGGAAGGAAGGAUGUCUGCAGUCUGAGCUCAUCCAGUUCCAUCUCAAGAAAGAGCGGGCGGCGGCGGCGGCGGCCGCGGCUCAGAUGCACACUAAGAACGGCGGCGGCGGCAGCAACCGCAGCUCUCCGGUCGCUGGCGCCCCUGCCAUUUUUGAGCCCCUCGCAGUCCCUCCCACCUCCCCAAUGGCGGCGGCAGCAGAGGGCCCCCAGCAGGGCGCAGAGGGCAGCGCGAGCGGCGGCGGCGGCGGCAUGCAGGCAGCGGCGCCCCCUUCGUCGCAGCCGCACCCGCAGCAGCUCCAGGAGCAGGAGGAAAUGCAGGAGGAGAUGGAGAAGCUGAGGGAGGAAAACGAGACUCUCAAGAACGAGAUCGAUGAACUGAGGACCGAGAUGGACGAGAUGAGGGACACUUUCUUCGAGGAGGAUGCCUGUCAACUGCAGGAAAUGCGCCACGAGUUGGAGAGAGCCAACAAAAACUGUCGGAUCCUGCAGUACCGCCUCCGCAAAGCCGAGCGCAAACGGCUCCGCUACGCGCAGACCGGGGAAAUCGACGGGGAGCUGUUGCGCAGCCUGGAGCAGGACCUCAAGGUAGCAAAGGAUGUAUCUGUGAGACUUCACCAUGAAUUGGAAAAUGUGGAAGAAAAGCGAACAACAACAGAAGAUGAAAAUGAGAAACUGAGGCAACAGCUUAUAGAAGUUGAGAUAGCAAAGCAAGCUCUGCAGAAUGAACUGGAAAAAAUGAAGGAGCUAUCUUUAAAGAGAAGAGGAAGCAAAGAUUUGCCAAAAUCUGAAAAGAAGGCUCAACAGACUCCCACAGAGGAGGACAAAGAAGAUCUGAAAUGCCAGCUGCAGUUCGUGAAGGAAGAAGCUGCUUUGAUGAGAAAGAAAAUGGCCAAGAUUGAUAAGGAAAAGGACAGAUUCGAACACGAGCUCCAGAAGUACAGAUCCUUUUAUGGGGAUCUGGACAGUCCUCUGCCUAAAGGAGAAGCCGGGGGGCCUCCCAGCACCAGAGAGGCUGAGCUCAAGCUGCGGCUGAGGCUGGUGGAGGAAGAAGCCAACAUCCUGGGCAGAAAAAUCGUCGAACUGGAGGUGGAGAACAGAGGCCUGAAGGCGGAACUGGACGACCUGAAGGGCGACGACUUUAACGGCUCGGCCAACCCCCUCCUGAGGGAGCAGAGCGAAUCCCUGUCGGAGCUGCGGCAGCACCUGCAGCUGGUGGAAGACGAGACGGAGCUGCUGCGGAGGAACGUGGCCGACCUGGAGGAGCAGAACAAGCGCAUCACGGCGGAGCUCAACAAGUACAAGUACAAGUCGGGCGGCCACGAGAGCGCGCGGCACCACGACAGCGCCAAGACCGAGGCCCUGCAGGAGGAGCUGAAGGCGGCUCGCCUGCAGAUCAACGAGCUCAGCGGCAAGGUCAUGCAGCUGCAGUACGAGAACCGCGUGCUCAUGUCCAACAUGCAGCGCUACGACCUGGCCUCGCACCUGGGCAUCCGCGGCAGCCCCCGCGACAGCGACGCCGAGAGCGAUGCGGGCAAGAAGGAGAGCGACGACGACUCGCGGCCGCCGCACCGCAAGCGCGAAGGGCCCAUCGGCGGCGAGAGCGACUCGGAGGAGGUGCGCAACAUCCGCUGCCUCACGCCCACCCGCUCCUUCUACCCGGCGCCCGGGCCCUGGCCCAAGAGCUUCUCUGACCGGCAGCAGAUGAAGGACAUCCGCUCGGAGGCCGAGCGCCUGGGCAAGACCAUCGACCGGCUCAUCGCCGACACCAGCACCAUCAUCACCGAGGCGCGCAUCUACGUGGCCAACGGGGACCUGUUCGGACUGAUGGACGAGGAGGACGAUGGCAGCCGCAUCCGCGAGCACGAGCUGCUGUACCGCAUCAACGCGCAGAUGAAGGCCUUCCGCAAGGAGCUGCAGACCUUCAUCGACCGCCUCGAGGUGCCCAAGUCUGCGGACGACGCCGGCGCCGAGGAGCCCAUAUCCGUGAGUCAGAUGUUCCAGCCUAUCAUUUUACUUAUUCUCAUUCUUGUAUUAUUUUCAUCACUUUCUUACACAACAAUAUUUAAACUUGUCUUCCUUUUUACACUGUUUUUUGUACUGUAA
Balaenoptera ricei (Rice's whale) is the source of this 3013-nucleotide messenger RNA. It is a transcript of the gene MTCL3, whose product is annotated as MTCL family member 3. The record is from RefSeq and is a predicted model, not a curated record. The transcript has 7 exons. NCBI's taxonomy places the organism in Eukaryota, Metazoa, Chordata, Mammalia, Artiodactyla, Balaenopteridae. Gene Ontology annotation, biological process: regulation of autophagy. Bases 143 to 3013 code for a protein of 956 amino acids.